Molecule: messenger RNA, 639 nt
Organism: Paramecium tetraurelia
Lineage: Eukaryota; Ciliophora; Oligohymenophorea; Peniculida; Parameciidae
Exons: 3
Source: RefSeq, a predicted model, not a curated record
AUGAGCGAAUCGUUAAAUUUUAACCUUAAGUUAUAUAGAGAAAGAUUGGCAGAUAAAUACUCGAAAUCUCCUGUAGAAACAAGAUUUGAUUCCUCCAUUAAUGGUAUGGAAAGUCAAAGGAAAACUCCAAUAAAAAAGGAUAAAACCAAUACUCCUUCAUUGAAUAAUUUAGUAAAUAAAUUGCAGGAAUACAGUAACAAAAAAGGAAAAUAAAACGAUUCUUUUUUAUUUAAAUCAGGUAAAAGCAAUCAAAAUUCUUCUCCAAGUAAAAUCAAUGGAUUACAUUAAAAAAUAUAAUCAAUAUCCUCAUUAUCGCCUCCCCCUUAAUAAAAUAACUUAUAAUUUCCAGCCAAGGGUCAUUAAUAUUCAAUAACCUAAUUUAGUGGAAUAGUUUCACCUUAGAAAUAAAGUUUUAUAAGUCCAACUCAUUUUUCCUAAAUUACUGAUAGAUAUGAGCAUUAAGAACCUACCACCGAUAUAUCAAGUCUUAUUCCUUUGCAUGAAAUAGUGAAUAUGCGUACAAAAUUAGAAAAUGCAAACAUCAAUGUAGCCAAUAUUACAUCAACCUACUUGACAGAAUUUAUUAAGUUAGCCAAUACUAUACAUCAACAACUGAGAGUGAAUAAAAAACAAGGGUGA